AUGUUUGCUCUGCGUUCUUCCGUAAAAAUGGGUCGCCGUUUGGUUGGAUCUCGUUCCAUAGCCUGUUUGUCUGCGCUUCCGGAUACACAUCAAAUGCUACAAAAGACCUGUCGCGAUUUUGCUGACAAUGAGCUGGUACCGAAUGCCGCCCGGUUCGAUCGGGACCAUCUAUACCCUGCGGAACAGAUUCGUAAGAUGGGCGAGCUAGGGCUGAUGGCAGUUGCGGUGAAAGAAGAGUAUAGUGGCACCGGUCUAGAUUAUCUCGCCUAUGCCAUCGCGAUGGAAGAGAUAUCCAGAGGGUGUGCUUCGGCGGGCGUUAUCAUGUCUGUAAACAAUUCGCUUUACCUCGGGCCCCUGACUCAAUUUGGAAACGAAGAGCAGCAGCAAAAGUUUGUCAUCGAUUACACUAAUGGAUCGCGUGUAGGAUGUUUUGCAUUGUCCGAACCAGGGAAUGGAUCCGAUGCUGGAGCUGCUACGACUACCGCUGUCCUUCAAGGGGAUCAUUGGGUUCUGAACGGUACAAAGUGUUGGAUCACGAAUGGAUACGAAGCGGGUGCCGCGGUUGUGUUUGCCACUACGGACAAGUCCCUUAAGCACAAGGGCAUCUCGGCGUUUAUCGUGCCCAAGGAUACGCCGGGAUUUUCACUUGGCAAAAAGGAGGACAAACUUGGCAUUCGAGGAUCGUCAACGUGUUCUCUGAUUUUUGAAGACUGCGCUAUUCCUAAGGAGAACCUUCUUGGAGAACCGGGAUUUGGGUUCAAGAUCGCCAUGCAAACGCUCGAUGCCGGUCGGAUCGGCAUCGCCAGUCAGGCGUUAGGCAUUGCCCAAGCCUCGCUUGAGUGUGCUGUCGAAUACGCCAACAAGCGCAUUGCAUUUGGGAAGCCCAUUUCGAAGCUACAAGCCAUACAGACGAAGAUAGCUGACAUGGCCACCCGAUUAGAGUCAGCUCGAUUGCUCACUUGGCGAGCGGCAUGGCUGAAAGACAACAAGAAACCCUACACGAAGGAGGCGGCUCAAGCGAAGCUCGCCGCCUCAGAAACGGCCACAUACUGUUCGCAUCAGGCCAUUCAAGUACUGGGUGGUAUGGGGUACGUUUCGGAUAUGCCCGCUGAGCGGCAUUACCGGGACGCGAGGAUCACGGAAAUCUACGAAGGAACGUCCGAAAUUCAACGGCUUGUCAUUGCCGGCGCCGUACUGAAAGAGUUGACAGCGUAAAUUGGAAGAUAAACGGUAACGACAGUCUG
Anopheles nili is the source of this 1244-nucleotide messenger RNA. RefSeq names its product short-chain specific acyl-CoA dehydrogenase, mitochondrial (gene Arc42). Gene Ontology annotation, biological process: butyrate catabolic process; fatty acid beta-oxidation using acyl-CoA dehydrogenase. Lineage: Eukaryota; Metazoa; Arthropoda; Insecta; Diptera; Culicidae. Gene Ontology annotation, molecular function: flavin adenine dinucleotide binding. The record is from RefSeq and is a predicted model, not a curated record. The transcript is spliced from 2 exons. Gene Ontology annotation, cellular component: mitochondrion. The coding region runs from base 1 to 1215 and encodes 404 amino acids.